Molecule: messenger RNA, 1776 nt
Organism: Zygotorulaspora mrakii
Lineage: Eukaryota; Fungi; Ascomycota; Saccharomycetes; Saccharomycetales; Saccharomycetaceae
Gene: POL4
Product: DNA-directed DNA polymerase IV
Exons: 1
Coding region: 1-1776 (591 amino acids)
Biological process (GO): double-strand break repair via nonhomologous end joining
Cellular component (GO): nucleus
Molecular function (GO): DNA binding; DNA-directed DNA polymerase activity
Source: RefSeq, a predicted model, not a curated record
AUGCUUUUGUUUAAGGGAACAAAGUUUGUAAUUUUACCAAAUCGAAAUGCGUCGUCGCUGAAGUUUUUGGCCGAAUUACUGGUUAAAGAAGGGGGAAUGCUAGUGAAUGAGGAGAAAGAAAUAGACUGUGACACGAUUGUUCUUAUCAAUGACUCUUUCAUUACAAAUACCAACACCAUUAUGAAAAAUGAACUGUUUUUCAAAGAGUUUGAUCUAGAUCCCUCUACAGUCUGGAAUAAUGUUAACACAUAUAAACUGAAGUGUGUCAGAGCUACUUGUAUAAGUGAAUGGCUCAGGAAAUCAUCAUUCCAGAUUAACCCGGAGUUAGUACUUAGCGUAGAGGACAACUUAGAGGACAAUUCAGAGGAUCAUAGUGGAGUGAAGUUCGUGACCCAUUCAGCGACACCUCUGUAUAAUUAUGAUUUGAUUACUGCUAAGUUACUAAAGAACUCUGAAAAGGCAGCGAGACAAAUUCCUGAAGUUUAUUCAUCCAGUCAAAAUAAAUCAGAAAAUUCUGAGCUCGCUGGUAAAUCCAUGGAAACUGAAGUCUCAAACAAGAUGGGGGAAGAGGUGAAGAGGACAGUAGAUAUUUCGCAAACUACUUCUGUGCCAAAGGGAAACGAGAAACUGAUACAAGCAUUGGGUAGAUUGGCGAAGAGGUAUGAGAUGAAAGGAGAUCAAUUUCGUGCCCGAGGUUACAAACUUGCUAGAAUUGGUAUAGAGCAGUAUCCUUUCAAAAUCGAAUCCGGGGCACAGGCACAGGAAGAGAUAUCUAACGUGGGGGCCAGUAUAGCCAAGAAAAUCCAAACUUUACUGGAUAAUGGUAGUUUGCCUGGUUUGCAGGAGCUUUUUGAAUCUGAAAAAAGAGUAGACUAUUUCACCAGAUGUCAUGACAUAGGGAUAUACACCGCUAAAAAAUGGGAAAUAAUGGGGCUCAAAUCCUUUUCAGAGGCAUGCACAAUAUUUCCCGAAGACUUCACGAGGGAUUGGCCUAUUUUAUUCGGUUGGUCAUAUUAUGAAGACUGGUUGAAGCCCAUUAGGAGAGAUGAGUGCGAAAAGCUUGCCAGUGUCGUUCAGCAGGAACUUCAUUUAAUAGAUCCCCAAAUGAAAGUUGAAAUACUAGGAAGCUACCAUAGGGGAGCAGAGAAGUGUGGUGAUAUCGAUUUGUUUUUUUAUAAGGCUGGGUGCGAUGAUAUUUCAGAAAUAGGCAGAAUCAUGGAAGAUCUGUCUAUUUCGCUAUACCGGAAAGGUUAUGUCCAGUGCUUUUUGCAAUUAACUAGAAAAAUAUACAAGGCGUUCAACAAAAUUAUCAUUAAUAGAUUAGAGAAAUGUCACUUAAAAACCACUCCUACAUUACAGUACACUGCGAGGGAUGACAAUCCUAGAAAGUUCAUGCUAGGAGUUAAGCUACCUGAUAAAGAAAAACGUCAAUUUGAAAGUAUAACAUUUGUUGAUAAUUACAAGUUAAAGCCGGAAGACAUGUUUAUGUCGCUGAACUCUGAUCGAAGCCCUUGCAGGAGAAUGGAUUUUUUUUGCUGUAAGUACUCUGAACUAGGAGCGGCAAGGCUUCAAUGGAUAGGUCCCAAGGAAUUUAACAGAUGGAUACGGCUUAAAGCAAUGCAUAAUGGUCUCAAGCUUACACAGCAUGGACUGUAUGACAACCAUAAUGUUUUAUUGGAGAGUUUCGACGAGCAACGUAUUUUUCAGCUACUUAACGAGGAUUAUAUUAGUCCAAGUGAAAGAAACCACGUAGUUAAGAAGAGACGUAAAGUUUAA